CAGCUGAUGCCCAGCAACAGUCACGUGACCGUCUGUCGGUGCCCGCAGCGCAGGUACGACGCGUUUCAUCGUGGUGGAGAGUGGAGACGCCAAGGGAGUGAAUUAAACCCCAUUUCUUUUCUUUCGCUUUGAUAUUCUGAUUACCAAUCUCCAGCACGAUGACUAAGUUCCUCACGAACAUUGCGAGGCGAGGAUGGGUGAGUGACAUGUGUCAGGGAAGGAACUUCAGCCUCUCAAAUGCACACUCGCUGCACAAGACGGUUCUCCACGACUUCCAUGUUGCCAACGAGGGGAAAAUGGUUGAGUUUGCCGGGUACUCCAUGCCUGUCCAAUAUGGCAAAGUGGGUAUAGCAACCUCGCAUAAACAAGUACGAACCCAGUGUGGGUUGUUCGACGUGUCACACAUGUUGCAGAGCAAGUUGCAUGGCAAGGACAGGAUCAAAUUUAUAGAGGGACUCAUAGUUGGAGACAUCGAAGGCCUCGCGAACAACACAGGAACGUUAUCGCUUUUCACCAACGAAAAAGGAGGAAUAAUCGACGAUUUGAUAUGCAGCAAGACGGAUCAGGAUUAUUUAUAUGUAGUUAGUAACGCAGGUUGCAAGGAGAAAGACCUGCAGCACCUGAGAGAACACCUGGCGAGCUUCAAGGCUGGCGGAGGCGAUGUCGAACUCGAGAUCAUCGACGACCACGGCCUGGUGGCUGUGCAGGGCCCCGCGAUGGCCAACAUUUUGCAGCCUUUAGUGGAGGGAGACUUGAGUCAACUCUAUUUUAUGACGACCCAAGAGAUGAAUGUUGCAGGCAUCCCUUGUAGAGUGACAAGGUGUGGUUACACGGGGGAAGAUGGCGUUGAAAUAUCCGUCCCUAAUGAUAAGGCUGUAGAACUCUGUGAGACUCUGGUUGGCGCAGGUGUUCAUCUUGCUGGUCUUGGAGCACGAGAUUCCCUAAGGCUGGAAGCUGGACUCUGCCUCUAUGGAAAUGAUAUUGAUGAUGACACCACGCCCAUUGAGGCGGGCUUGGCUUGGACCAUUGGGAAGAGACGUAGACAGACUGCUGAUUUCUUAGGAGCUGAGAUCAUACUGAAACAGCUAAAAGAGAAGCCAAAACGCAGACGUGUGGGUCUAGUGUGUAGCGGACCCCCACCCAGGGCACACUGUCCAGUUCUUGAUGCUGAUGGUAGCCAAGUUGGCGAGGUUACAAGUGGUUGUCCAGCCCCAUCAUUAGGAAAGAAUGUGGCCAUGGCUUAUGUUCCAGCUGCUUUGGCAAAAGCAGGCACAGAGUUGUUUGUUCAAGUGCGAAAAAAGUCCAUCCCUGCUAAAGUAUCAAAGAUGCCUUUUGUCACCUGCCAUUAUCAUACCAAGAAGUAGAAGCAUGCACAAAUUGAAAAAGGUGUUUUAAAAGAUUUUUGAAAAAUCUUCCUUUUUAAAUUUCUUGCUAAAUGUGAAUGUGUGUAUAUUUGUUGCUAAUAUUUACUUUUCUUCUUUUUUCUCCUCUUUCAUUCUAAAGGAAUACUGAGAUUUACGUAUGAUUAUGGAUAUUACUGAGUUAUUGAUAGUGAAGAAUUUAGUAAUGGUGCUGCUUAUAAAAUAACAAUAUAGUGAAGGUUAGUUAAGAUAAAAAAUAUUUUUUAAGAUCAACUUUUUUUUUUUUUUCUCCCAAGGAAAUUUUUAUACAUGCCUAAUAUAGUGGACUUAUAUUUCAGUGCUAGCACACUUUUAUGCGAGUGAUAUUUCGUAUUGGGAAAAUAUAAGGUUAUUCAGAAUUGAUAAAUGAAUAAUGACAUUAAAUUGAAGUAGAUACAAGAUUACAAUGAAAAUGACAAUAUAUAUAUAUAUAUAUAUAUAUAUAUAUAUAUAUAUAUAUAUAUAUAUAUAUAUAUAUAUAUAUAUAUAUAUAUAUAUAUAUAUAUAUAUAUUUGAUCACUGAUAAUUUUAAUAGGUAGCUUUACUUCUAGUUAAACUCACUCAUGCCUUCAUGCAUCUGGAAGCAAAAUGCUCACGUACACAAAGGCAUAUGUACAGCAUUUAAGUAAGAAUUGCUGUAAAAUGGCUUCAGAUAUAGUUUUAUACAAUAUUAUAGAAACAAUGCAAGUACUUUAUUAUACAUAUCUUAAAGUUCCUGUCUUUAUGUCUUCUGUCUUACCAGACUUUACAAAGUGUGUGAAGCUUUUAAAGAACAGAAAAUGAAAAGAUGCAUAUACACUGUUCUUCCUUUUAGGAAAUUGGAAGUAAUUUGAUAUAGUAUAGAAAAUAAUUUGAAAAUACGGAUAGUUCUAUCACUAUUUGAUAAGCUAUUUACUGUCACCUUUUACCAUGAGGCAGUCAAACAAGUCCUGUCUUCAAGGAAAUAGAAAGCAUACUCCUACAUACAUGGAGACAUGCAAAAUCCACUUUCAUAGAGGCUGUUAUUUUAAAAUGAUUGAUGAAAUAAGUCUCAGUAAUCAGUUCAAAAAUUUCUCAAGAAAACUGCCAAUAUGUGCAUUAUCAAAACUCCCAACAAAUGUGGAAUUAAGAGGGUUUCAGAUAAAAGCAUACAUAUUCUCCUGUAAUUUUUCCUUACAUUAGUGGAGCAGUCCAUAAUAGGGAUCCAAGUGGAUUUCAUAACAAGGGCAUAUCCAGAUUCUGCAGUAUUUUCCUUUAAGGUAGAUGGUUUGUGGAAAUCCAUCAGUGACAUAACCGGUUUCAUUUAAAAACUUAGAAUAUUGAUAGACAGUACACAAAUAAAACAAGUUUGAAAUAUCACUACUGCAGUCUUGCCGACCAUUUUUCACCCUAAUUACCUGUUGUAGUCCCACCUGAAAAGACCUGCAUUUCUAUUGCGACUCAUUUUGUGGUGAAUGGUCACAUAUUUUCCAUUAGAUGAUACCCAAUGGAAUAACUGCUCAAAAUAAUAGGUUUAUAGCUUAGAAACACAAAUGUAAAUGCAAUAGUGUUGAAAAAAGAGUCAUUAGGUUGUAGAUGAUAACUUUGAAAAGUGGAUAAAUAUCUAUAUUUUUGUGAAUACAUUUAGAUUCUGAUUUUAUGUUGCCUUAUGUUCAUCCUUGAAUUAUUGUUAAUGUUACCUUUUCACGAACACUUGGAGUCUUCUUGGUAAAGGGUAUUGUGUAUAAAAGUAAAGAGCCAUGUUAGAACUGAUUCUCAAAAACACAUAUAUGUUGUUAACUAAAGAAAAUAAAAGCUUUUAUCUUGGUGACAAAGUGUUCUUUAAUAGGACAAUAUGUUUAUUUUCUAUUUUAUCUGUGUUUUCUCUAGCCGAUCAGGCCAUUGGAAGCUAAUCGUAAAAGAAUACUCUGUUUUCCUCUUGCAUAUUUUCUAUUCAAUUUUCCAUUUGUGGAAUGAGGAUGCUGAUUACUACAUACCUUUACUUAAGUGCAAUAUGUAUACAUGUUUUGUACAGGUAUUGUUGUUAUUUUUAGUUAUGUUGAUAACAAAUGAAUGUAUUUUUCCUUAUUGGAAAGAAAGACUUGGAUUGUUGUUUCUUCUUUUUCUUUUUCUUAAUUGUUCAUGGUGCUAAUUUUCAGUUGUUUGUCUUUUGUUAAUGCUGUAAUUUUUUGUUGAGGUGCUAUUUACUUUGCACCUUUUUUACCCUCUUGAUGGUUUUUAUUUUGUUUUUAUACUGUGAAAUGUUAAUUGGAAUUUCACAAAAUUAAUUAUUC
Molecule: messenger RNA, 3652 nt
Organism: Penaeus indicus
Lineage: Eukaryota; Metazoa; Arthropoda; Malacostraca; Decapoda; Penaeidae
Product: aminomethyltransferase, mitochondrial-like
Exons: 5
Coding region: 159-1364 (401 amino acids)
Biological process (GO): glycine catabolic process
Cellular component (GO): mitochondrion
Molecular function (GO): protein binding; aminomethyltransferase activity
Source: RefSeq, a predicted model, not a curated record